Messenger RNA from Orbicella faveolata, 2082 nucleotides. Its product is annotated as zinc finger protein 503-like. The record is from RefSeq and is a predicted model, not a curated record. NCBI's taxonomy places the organism in Eukaryota, Metazoa, Cnidaria, Anthozoa, Scleractinia, Merulinidae. Gene Ontology annotation, cellular component: nucleus. Gene Ontology annotation, biological process: negative regulation of DNA-templated transcription.
CGAUCCACUACUUAAUUAACUCCUGUGUCGUGAUUGGCCAAACGGCAAAUCAUCAAUCAAUAUCUUAUAUAGCCAAUUACUUUGAUGUCCAAGAAUGACAAGUUUGUCAGUUUGAUUAUCCAAUGAAGGAGUGAAAUAUCGCUAAAGAUGCGAUCUGAUUGGUCGGCGGCGAAUGUUCUCUAAUCUAGCCAAUUCAUUUACGACAGAAGAGCGCUCAGGCUUUGUCUGUAGUCGGCCUCGUUUCUUGUGUAUCUACACCUUUCAUUGUCCAGUAUUUAAUAUUUCACAAGGCCUACCGCACACACACACAGACCAGAUAUGCCGACGAGAACAAUCGCUCAUAAAGCUACAGAAUCUUCGCCUGAUAUCUCUCGUCCUAGCAAUCGGGUACCGUUGGAAGCUUUACAAAUGUUGACGCAAAGUGUCUCAAAAUGUAACCCGGAGUAUAUUCAGCCACUUCCUUUCAAGGAUGAUGAGCAGAAAAAGUCUCCUCUGGCUCUUCUAGCGGCGACUUGUAGCAGCAUUGGGAAAACCGAGCCUUCAAAAGAAACAGGCGAAUCUGAGGGAGAUAACACGUCUCGAGCCCGAAAGAUAAGCGACGACGAAACAAGAUCUUCCUUUAAACCCUACAAACACACCGCCGGCGAAAAACUCGACGAAAUGAGCGCUGAAAAGGCCGGUUUCCGCGCUCCGAGCAAAGAAAAUAACACCUCUGUAUCGCCUAUUACGAGCAGCAAGGAGGAACGAGCGAAGACCUCUUCGUUGCAAUACCCGACAAGCGACGAAAGCCACCGUGGGAGUUCGCAAAGUAGAGUGUGCGGUAUGUUCUUAGAUCCGAGUCAGCAAAGUUUUGGUGUUCAUUCACUGCAUAAAGAGUGCGGGGCUGGUUGCGUUCAUCCAGCGUCUAUUCUGCCGUUCAAGACAACGAUACAACCGUAUCCGAUGCCAACAGGACAGGACACUGUCUCUUCUAGUCUGAAAACGCACGGUCUAGCCUCGUCGAUGCCGCUGAAUUUUCCAACAAGCUUUCCGCAGUGUGGAUGCGGGUUCUGCUCGCCACACACUGGGGAUGCAGCACCGGCACUCAGCGCUGGACGUCAUCAAUUCCCGCUACAUAGCCCCGCUGCCAACACGCCCUACAUGGACUACCUCCAGAGAACCGUGUGUCGCGAUGUAAACUGCACAAACUGUAAGCCCCAGUUUUCACCGUACGCCUAUCCGACGCCUAUUCAGUGCGGUCCUCAUUGCGCUCAAUGCGACGGUGUGAAAACGGAACAAAGCCCACAAUCGCCUUUUUCGUGCUUCGGUUACCCCCAUGGUAUGGCACUCUACAAGCCAGGGGCGGCCGAUGAGGCGUCCCCAUACGUGUGUAACUGGGUGGCAGGGAGCAAACACUGUGGAAAAUCGUUCUCAACCUCGGAAGAUCUCUUUCAGCAUCUACGAACCCACACGCAAGCGGGAAGCCAAGUGAAUUCGCCAUACGCGCAAACGACAUGUAACGUACAUGGGUGUCCGUGCAAGCUUAGGACAAGUCCUAUUCAAUCCACUUUGCAUUCCGCGCGAUACAGGCCCUACUAUUACAAACCACCGGUUUUUUCACCAGCUCCGACAGGCUGCUACUCGCCAUAUCCCCUUCACGGUUACGACACGCACAGACUUUUCAAAUAAUCGACAUGUGCAAUAGACAGUGCGUUAGAGAUUGAAUGGCAACGAACCUUGCUAAAUUUACAGCCUUUAAUAUUGGCCUGAAGUAAGUCAAAGCGAGUGAUGAGUGCUUGCAUGAAAAUGGACUUAACGGAAACUGCUCUGUGACUCUAGUGAUUUUUAAACAAAGACGAAACAGAGCACUCGAGAUGCUAACCGUUGUAUAUUGAAGGAAGAUAAAUGGUUUGGGUGUAAAUACGAAUGAAUUUGGAGUAAUUCUCUAGCGCAUUUUAUUGUUGGUUUAUAAUGGGGAGUAAUUUUUGCACUUAGAAUAAACCAUUUCGGAGCGACAUUUGUUCGCCUGAAAAGUGUAGACUUUGUUAGAUAAAAAGAACAUACUUGUAUCCAAUGAAUAAAACAUGUUAUUUUAGCUUAAAA